UAUCGGACAACCCUUGCAAAUGCUGCCACAGUGCAGCUCUCAUUGAGAUGAGCUGCCAAAUUGCACACACACACCCCUAUAGCGCGGCUGGCAGCAUCACCCACUGCCUGCAAUGGCGUUGUAGAGGCUAGUGUGUCCAAACGUUCCUGUAGUCCCGGACAAUUUACGAGCUUGGGAUAGAAAUGUUUUUCUUUUGUUUUUCGAAAGGUUUUGCAACAAGAGCAUCCAUAUUUUCCACGAGUUUAGCCUCUGUAUUGCAGUUUAUUUGUAUCACGCGUCAAACGGAGCUGGAGCCAUGAAUGUGUGAAUGGGGCUAAAGGAACUAUAACAUCAGGCGGAUCCGAUUAGGCAGGAUUGCGGUAGGUCAAACUAUACUCACAUUCUAAUGAGGCCACGGCAAUGCUGACAUCCCCUCUGAAUCCAAAGACAUCAUCAUGCUGAAGACGGAGGCCUCGGGGGAGAGGACCAGCCUCCGGAGUUCCUCCCCCCACCGUAAUGCUUACCGGGCUGAGUUUCAGGCGCUUAAGAAGGCCUUUGACCAGCCUCGGAUCGAUGGAGAAUCCAAGCCCAAAGACCUAGUACGGGUGAAGCAGCCAAGGGGACGCCAGUAUGGUGGCCAUGUCAGUCGCAUUAAGGACAUGUUCAUGCAAAUGGGCUCAGAAAACGUGCAGGCUAAGGUCAAGGCCAAGGCUUGUGAUGAUUCGUCGCCACAAAAGUUGGUCAAGCCCACCAACUUCAUCAACAAGGCCGAUGGAUCAGUGAUAAAACUCCAGCAUUCCGCAUCAGCUGACAGGGUUGGAGGUGCUGGAGCAAAGUUCUCUGAAACCAGGAGGCUGUUUGAGCAGCAGUUACGUGACCAGUCCCAGUCACCAGUCUUUCCAUACGGACGGGAUAAACGAGGUUCCCAUGAGCAUCUAGAUGACUGGCGAGGUGCAAGGUCUAACCGAGGCAGCACAGACUCCUUGGACUCACUUUGCUCCAGAACAGAGGCGUCCUCGCCAACUGUCAGUCAACUGAGUGCUGUUUUUGAAAAUGCCAAUCACAACAACCAAGGUGCGCCCUACAAAGGAGUGAGCAGACGGGCCCUCUACUCACCAGAGGGAUUCCAGCGCCCUGGAGGUGAUGUCAGUGAAGAUGAUUCAAGACAAUCUCCAGUUCGUGGAAGCUACCGGGGCAGGACAGGGGAAAAGUUUCCCACAUCCUUGUCUUCUGAGGACCUUCUGAGCCCCAGUCCUGCCACAGAGACUUCUGAGCUGAAACCAGUACCACAAGAGGAAGAAGUCCAAGACAAAGCAGACAAGGUUGAGACUACGGGAAGAGAUAGGCAGCAUCUUUCUGGGGUCACCACCAACGGAAGCCAGGUCAAUGGUUCAUGUGAAGAAGAGGAGAAACCUUCAGAAAAAAGAAAACAUGGUGAGGAUCUAGGGGUGUCCAAAGAUUCAAAACCUACAGAUAAUGUUGUGAUUACCGACAAAACCUUUGAAGAUGAAACCCCUGAGCCAUUGCCGACCCCAACUACACCUGCUGGGGAAAGCCAGGAGGAUGGGAAUGGUUCAAGAGAAGACAAGUCCUCUGAAUCUCCCAAGGACCAGGUGGAAGAACCUGAUGAGGAAUACAUUGGGAACGAGCGGGUGAUUUUUAACGCAGACGGGGAUGCCUGUUACCAGGGUUGGGGGGAAAGCUGCACAGAUCCUGAAGAUGACCUCUACGGAGACGAUGAGGAUAUUGUCUACGACCCAGGCUCUGAUCUGACAGAGAUUCCUGGUCUACCACACGAAAACAAAGAUGACAUCCCUCCAAAGAGGAAGAUUCGUUUCAGCACUGCCCCCAUUACAGUGUUCAACACCUACUCCAACGAGGACUAUGACCGUCGUAACGAAGAGGUGGAUCCUGUGGCCUCCUCCGCAGAGUACGAGCUGGAGAAGAGGGUGGAGAAACUGGAGCUUUUCCCAGUGGAGCUAGAGAAAGAUGAUGACGGCCUGGGGAUCAGUAUCAUCGGGAUGGGUGUCGGCGCUGAUGCAGGCCUGGAGAAACUGGGCAUCUUCGUCAAGACCGUGAUCGAGGGCGGAGCUGCUGAGAGGGACGCCAGGAUCAAGGUGAAUGACCAGAUUGUGGAGGUGGAUGGGACCAGUCUGGUGGGCGUCACCCAGAGCUUCGCUGCCACCGUCCUCAGGAACACAUCAGGAGUGGUCAGGUUUGUGAUUGGCCGAGAGCGUCCGGGCCAGCAGAGUGAGGUGGCCACGCUCAUCCAGCAGACCCUGGAGCAAGAGAGGAGACAGAGAGAGCUGCUGGAGCAGCAGUACGCCCAAUAUGAUGCUGAUGAUGACGAGCAGACCGGAGAGUACGCUACAGAUGAUGAGGAGGCGGGGACAACGGUGGCAGGCGAGGACAAGAGCAUCGAGGUGUUUGACUUGCCAGAGUCAGAGGACAUUUUGUCUCCCUCGGAGUUAGACGCCACUAAACUCUACCAGAAGUUCAGAGAGCUCCAGAUCAAACACACAGUGACUGAGGCCGAGAUUCAGAAGCUCAAAAACAAGUUGGCGUCAGUGGAGAAGGAGAAGCAGCGCUGGGAGAAGGAGAAGAGCCAGCUGAAGGCCAGCAUCGAGGAGAACAAGGAGAGGAUGUUGAAGCUGGAGAGCUACUGGAUCGAAGCACAGACACUCUGCCACACGGUCAACGAACACCUGAAGGAGGCGCAGGCACAGUACCAAGCUCUAGAAAAGAAGUACAACAAAGCCAAGAAACUCAUCAAAGACUUCCAGCAGAAAGAGGUGGAGUUUAUCCAGAAGGAGGAUGCAGAGAGGAGGCGGCUGGAGGAGGCUGAGAAAGCUCACCUGGCUGAGAUCCAGGGACUGCAAGUCCGGAUCGCCACGUUAGAGUCUGAGCUAAUGCAGCUGAUGAAGCAGAACGGCAUCCAGGUCAACAACAACAACAGCAACAGUGCUGAGAGGCUCAGCGCUCAGCAGCACAGCCCCAAAAGAGCUGCAGCACAACCCAGAGAACUGAGGGAGGGCUCUCCCCAUUCACCCAGCAAAAAGAGCCACAGAGGAGUCACUCAGGACAGCAUCAGUUCCACCGAGGGAGAGGUCUCAGAGGGGCAAGGCAGUCCAGCCCACACUCGAUCUGGUUCGAUUCGUAGUGUGGCCUCUUGUGAUGGAGAAGCUGCAGUCCUCAGGGCCCAUGGCAGCACAGAAAGCUCCCCCAGACGAACACUGCACCGGCCAUCCACCGCGGGUUCUCAGUCUCCUGCGAUGCCAAGCCCCUCUCACUGUGUGGAGGAACACAGACAAGCUCCAGGUCCUGGCUCCACAGAGCCGUCAGCAGAGGACAGUCCAGUGAAACUCAAGGCCAAGGUACAUGAGACCCUUACAUGGCCCCACUUCUUCUCCUAUUCAUAUUACUUGGGACCCACUCUGAACGAUGAUCUGAGCGCCAGCAGCAGCAGCAGCUCAGUGGAGAUCAGUGGCCUGAUGAGCGAAGCCAAGAUGUCAGGGCGCUCACACACACUGGUGCUCUCCUCAGAUGAGAGUCUGGAUAUGAUAGAUGACGAGAUCCUAGACGAGGGACAGAAGCAGUAUCAGUGGCAGAACCGCAGCAUCACAGAGUGGACCUCCCAACAAGUGGCCCGCUGGCUCAUGGGUCUCAACUUAGAACACCACAUCCCAGAAUUCACUGCCAAAAACAUAGAUGGAGAGCAGCUGCUACAGCUGGAGAGUGCUGAGCUCAAGGCCCUCGGAGUUACUUCUUCCCUGGACCGUGCCCUGAUCAAGAAAAAGAUCAAAGACCUUAAAGUUCUGAUGGAGAAGGCCAAGAGAAAUCAAGAGAAAGUGGAAAAACAACGUGAGAAGCUACGGAAGAGAGAGCUAGAGCAGCAGCAGAAAGAGGCACGCAAAGAAAGCGCGGCAGAGUGAAUUGAAUUGUUAAAUCACCUACCCCCUUUACUGUAGCACCACACCAAGUAGCAACUCAUGGAACAGAACGUCCGUAGGCCCCAGAAAUGAACCUUGAGGGACACCUGCUCAGUAGUUCAAUUAGUUCUCAGUGGUGGAGCUACACACCCAACUGUCAGAGAUUAUCGAGUGACUUUUUCACCAAGAAAAUGAAACCAAAAUGAGCAGCUGGAUAAUAGGAUCCUGCCCCGAUCAUUUUCCUCAUUUUACACCCAUCCUGUGUUUCUUUUAAGAUUUAAGAUUUUACUCAGUUCUAUUUAUUUUGCUGUUCAUUGCUGUAAAUUAAGUUUAUUUAUUCAUAUCCAGUGUGUGAAAAGUUCAUCUCAUCCAAUAUCAUCUUCAGAGCCGUCUGCGUUAGCCAUCACUCGUAGACAUGAAGACCAUGGACAUGUACAGUGAUAAAUACAGAUACAAAUAUGUCUGAUGUGCCAUUUUGAUAGACUUAUGUAUAUCCUGUUCAGAUACAUAGAUCAGUGAAAUCGCUCUAUUGCUUUGACAAAGCAUAUACGUGGUGGAAUUCAUGAGGCAGUACUCAUCUCCCACCACUGGGUGUCCUCAUGCUGCUUACUUUCACUACUGAAGGAGGCGAAACUGUGACUUUCCAAUAGGAACUGAAGGGGGAACCAAGUUUCAUUGGGAGAAACAAACUCUCUCAGUACUUGCAAGAUCACUGGAAGUGCAAACACUGUAAAUUUAGCCUCUGCACUGGCUUGUCCAAUGCUUCUUACAGUACACAUGUAUCAUACUAAAGCAGUUCACAAAGUAUGAAUGACGAAUGAAGGACAUACUGUAACUCAUUGGACUGGUUCUAAUGGAGACUUCAGGUACAAUGUAAUCAUGACAUUUUUAAUUUACCAAACCUGUACCACAAAAACAAAAACAAAAAAUGUUAAACUGAAACUUUCUGCUUAUAUGCAUAAUGUUGCUUUGACACCGCUUGUAACCUGCUUUUGACCUCUUUUUAUAUCCUCUCUCAAUAACAAAGUAAUACCCCGCCGCUGCCUUUAGAAAUUCUAGAGUAGUAGAAUUUUUCUGAACUCCACCCGCUUCUGUGUGAGUGUCGAAACACAUACAGUGGAGUAAAUACUUCUGUUGUUUUUUUUUCAUGAAAAUUGCAGGUUCAAGUUCACCAUGCAAAUUACUUUGGAAUAUACUGAGUAAUAUUUAGGAAUGCUGCCAUAUAGUCGAGUCAUCUCUGUGAUGGAGACAGAUGCAGUGAAUCCAGAAAAUGUCUUACAGAUUAUCGCACCCGAUACUACUGAAGUUACACUGGAAAUUGCACCUGUUAGAUGCAAUAUAAAUUUCAUUUUCUUAUGAAACUGGUUCAGUAAGACUUAAAAGAUUUUGAUUUACUUGUUAGAUAAAAAAAUAUACCUUUGUAAUUAUUUUGACAUAUAUAUUUUAUGCAAUUCUUGUUUUUAUGAUUAUGACGCUCACUGAGAGACAUGUUCCCUGUGUUACUUCUUGAGCAUUCCCAAUAAUCAUUUCGUAGGUUUACAGUAAAUAUAACAAAUAUACCAGUGUCACCGUGAUCGAAAGGAAGGCAGCUUUUGUUUUGAUUCCUUUUUGUCUCAAGGGCCCUGCCUGGUGAACUGUUAACAGGUUAAGAACAACAAGAAUAGUAGGUGUUACAGAUACCUCCAUGCAAUGCCACAGUAAUAAUACAGGUAUCACUGAUCUGUUAAGGUUAUUAUUUAUUUAUUUCUGUAUUUAAUGAAGCAACUGACCACUGUUUAUGAUAAUGUAUACAAAAAUAAGAGUAUUAUUAACACUUAACAAUGAUUUAUCCAGAAUUGUAUGAUGAUUUCCUAUUGCCAAAACAUAAUUAAACCUGUUCAUUAAAAGUGAUUUAGAUUAAAAUGGUUGUUAUCAAAUGAAGGAUUUAAAGUAUGGAAAUAUAAAGUGAGAAGAAAACGCAGUAAUACUCCCCCAUUGUGCUUGUGGGUUUCCUUUAAUACAACCAUAGUGCUGCUCCAGUGCAACUCCAAUAAACUGCUCAUAAUGUAUUCUUAUGAAAUAUUUUGUAACACUUGAACCUUUCUGUGAAUACCCCCCUCCUUUCUCCUGUCAAGUCAGUCUGCCGACUGCACUCUUUUGACUCUUUUGUAUGUAUAGUAAAACACUGAGAGCAACACGCUGUAAAAAUCCUAAAGAAGCCUUGUUUUCUAUCGUGUCAGUGUGUGUGUGCACAGUUUGUCUGAGGGCUGAGGAGACUUAAAGGUUACACCUGAUGCCAAAAUGUGAUUCCGGAUCUUUUCUAUGUGCUUGACUGAGCUCGUCUGGGCAUGAUGAAACCAACGUAUGGAUGAGAUCCUGGUGCUCCUGGUAGGCGUUUGAGUCAUGUCUGGAAGGGUUUGUCUUUAAUGUACUUAAAGAGCUAAAGAUAAUCACCACAAACUGCUAGCCAUACUUUCACUCUUUUAAAAAGCUGUGCUUAUUCUCCUCAUUUUGUUGUCAUUACCUUGCUCUCUUUUGCAUUCUGAAAAGUUUGAAAGGGCAGCUACCUGUCACAAAGAAUAAAAUGUGCGGUCACUGUC
Molecule: messenger RNA, 6487 nt
Organism: Sander lucioperca (pikeperch)
Lineage: Eukaryota; Metazoa; Chordata; Actinopteri; Perciformes; Percidae
Gene: ppp1r9a
Product: protein phosphatase 1, regulatory subunit 9A
Exons: 20
Coding region: 435-3911 (1158 amino acids)
Biological process (GO): neuron projection development; calcium-mediated signaling; actin filament organization
Cellular component (GO): cytoplasm; actin cytoskeleton; postsynaptic density
Molecular function (GO): actin filament binding
Source: RefSeq, a predicted model, not a curated record